Messenger RNA from Saitoella complicata NRRL Y-17804, 758 nucleotides. RefSeq lists its product as uncharacterized. The transcript has 2 exons. The record is from RefSeq and is a predicted model, not a curated record. Lineage: Eukaryota; Fungi; Ascomycota; Saitoellomycetes; Saitoellales; Saitoellaceae. Bases 235 to 540 code for a protein of 101 amino acids.
GAAAGAGGAGAGGUGGCAUACAUUCUGAAAACAUCACCGCAUUCGCGUUCGAAUGGUCGGUUGGAAGCAAAUGGAGAAUGGUCUUUGUUUUGACCGUCUUAUCAGGGUGACGUGCGCGUGCAGCGACCGGCUGCACAAGGCAAGCGCGGGCCGGGGUUGGGGUGGAGUUCAACGACGAGGACUUUCUACGGUAGCUCAUCUCGCCCGAACCCGCUCUCCCAGAUUCCAUCGAUCAUGGCCUCUCGCAUCCUCCCCCGCCUAACCCUCUUCCAUCACCCCGCCUGCCAACUCUGCCUCAACGCCUCCUCCGCCCUGACCUCCAUCCAAUCCCGCCUCCCUCCCAACACCUUCACUCUCGAACGCAUCAAUAUCCACGAAGAGGGGAAUGAGAAGUGGAAGGACGUUUAUGGAUGGGAUGUCCCUGUGAUUCAUUUGGGUGAGGAGAGGGUGUUGAUGCAUAGGAUUGGGGAGGGGGAUGUGGAGAGGGUGUUGAGGGAGAGGGGGGUUUGGCCGGCGGCGGCUGAGGAGAAGAAGGAGUAGGCAAUUGAGUGUGGUGUGGGAAAGGAAAACGAAGGGGAAGCUGGGGGCAUCGUCGCCGGCAACGUGCCAGGUUUAGAGGAAUGACCUGCAGAAGCAUCCCGGUACCAUCUCGGCCGCGGUUUUCAACCGCAGCUCCAACCGCACCUGUCAACUCUACAAGAGACACCUAAACGUCGGGAAAGUCAUGACCGUACGCCAAGCGAGACGCCAUCCACGUU